Emiliania huxleyi CCMP1516 is the source of this 1713-nucleotide messenger RNA. RefSeq lists its product as hypothetical. Lineage: Eukaryota; Haptophyta; Isochrysidales; Noelaerhabdaceae. The record is from RefSeq and is a predicted model, not a curated record. Gene Ontology annotation, molecular function: ATP-dependent chromatin remodeler activity; ATP binding. The transcript is spliced from 4 exons. Bases 205 to 1485 code for a protein of 426 amino acids.
GGCGAGGAGGGCGAGGGCGGCGGCGGCGGCGGCGACGACGACGAGCUCGAGGCCAAGAACGUGCGAGCGCAGCGGGCCAAGGAGCGGCGCGAGAAGCUUGAGCGGGUCGCGCAAAAGUCGACGCUGCACCGCUUGCACUGGUUCCGGAUCAUUCUCGACGAGGCGCACGCCAUCAAGGACCGGCGCUGCUCGACCGCACAGAGCAUGAUGGCGCUACACGCACAGCACCGCUGGUGCCUCUCGGGCACGCCGCUGCAGAACCGCGUCGGCGAGCUCUACUCGCUGGUCGCGUUCCUCCGGCUCGAGCCGCACGCCUACUACUUUUGCAAGGCGCCCGGCUGCAACUGCAAGUGCCGCGAGUACCGGUUCGACGCCAACUACUCCAAGUGCGAGUACUGCGGCCACGGGCCGGUGCAGCACUACUCGCGCUUCAACCGCGACGUCGUCAACCCGAUCCGCAAGUAUGGCUACAUCGGCGCCGGCCGCAACGCGUUUGUGACGCUCAAGCGCGAGGUGUUCGACAAGAGCCUGCUGCGGCGCACCAAGGAGGGGCGCGCGCAGGAGAUGGUUCUCCCGCCCAAGCUCAUCACGCUCGAGGCCAACUUCCUCGACGACACGGAGAUGGACUUUUACCAGGCCAUCUACACGCAGUCGCAGGCCGAGUUUGGCGCCUACGUCCAGGCCGGCACCCUGCUCAACAACUACGCGCACAUCUUCGACCUGCUGACGCGGCUCCGCCAGUCGGUCGACCACCCGUACCUCGUGAUGCACUCCAAGCGCGCCAUCGAGGAGGGGGGCGGCGGGGCGGCGGCCACGCCGUCGGCACCCAUCUGCAACCUCUGCUACGAGGACGCCACCGACCCGGAGCCGCUCACGCAGGGCGGCGGCGGCGGCGGCGGCGGCGGCGGCGGCGUGCGGCUCAAGGGCAUCCUCGGCCGGCUGGACAUGGCCCAGUUCCGCUCGAGCACGAAGAUGGAGGCGCUGAUGGAGGAGCUGCACGCGAUGAGCGAGGCUGACCCGGCGGCCAAGGCGAUCGUCUUUUCGCAGUUCGUCUCGUUCCUCGACUUGCUCGAGUACCGGAUCCAGCGCGCGGGCAUCAAGGUGGUCAAGCUCAACGGCGGGAUGAGCGUCGCGGCGCGCGAGGGGGUACUCAACUCCUUCAAGGACGACUUCGGCACAAAGGUGAUCCUCAUCUCCCUCAAGGCGGGCGGCGUCGCCCUCAACCUGACCGUCGCGUCCCACAUCUACCUGAUGGACCCGUGGUGGAACCCUGCCGCCGAGUACCAAGCCAUCGACCGCGCCCACCGCCUCGGCCAACACAAGCCCAUCCGCGCGGUUCGGUUUGUCGUGCGCAACACCGUGGAGGAGCGCAUCAUUCGCCUGCAGGACAAGAAGCGGCUCGUCUUCGAGGGCACCGUCGGCGGAGACAUCGGCUCGCUCUCGCAGCUCUCGGAGGACGACUUGCGCUUCCUGUUCCAAAACUGACGCCGGCCGGCGCGAGACGUGGCGACGUCGGCCGCGGUGACGGAUUCGGGGGUGGGGGUAGCGCAUGCUGGGCGCGAGCCUUGUGCAUGCUGUGCAAGCUGGGCUUGCGCAAAAGUACACUCUGGCGAAUUAGAGAGAUUUGGAGUACGUGGGGGGAGCGAGAGCGCGCUGCGUGAGUCAGAGUCUACUCUGAGUAAUUGUAACUGACGAGUUUGAGGAGUUUGAUUG